This is a messenger RNA of Zychaea mexicana, 1692 nucleotides long. Its product is annotated as Rec8 like protein-domain-containing protein. Gene Ontology annotation, cellular component: cohesin complex; synaptonemal complex. The coding region runs from base 1 to 1692 and encodes 563 amino acids. Gene Ontology annotation, molecular function: chromatin binding; protein binding. Lineage: Eukaryota; Fungi; Mucoromycota; Mucoromycetes; Mucorales; Lichtheimiaceae. The transcript is spliced from 5 exons. The record is from RefSeq and is a predicted model, not a curated record. Gene Ontology annotation, biological process: synaptonemal complex assembly; replication-born double-strand break repair via sister chromatid exchange; mitotic sister chromatid cohesion.
AUGUCUGAACUCAUAAUUGCAGGAAGUGGUCCCUUGGCACGCGUAUGGCUUGCUUCUCAUUGGGAACGCAAAGUCUCCAAAUCCCAAUUUCUGCAAACCAAUCUGGAAAAAACAAUCGAUGCUAUAACAACCAACGAUCAAGAACCAUUGACGCUGCGCAUGUCAGGACAACUGUUGCUAGGUGUUGUUCGUAUUUAUUCCCGCAAGACCCGUUAUUUGCUUGAAGACUGUAAUGAAGCUCUCGUCAAGAUUAAACUGUCAUUCAAAAAGGGCAAUGUCAACAUGCCGGAUAUUCAACACACGGUUGCCAGCAUCAAAAGCAUCACUUUACCUGAACGAUUGACCGAAUUUGAUAUUCUUUUACCAGACGAGCCUCUUCUCGACUUGGAAAUGGAUACGAUUGAUGCCGUACUCGACAGUUCAUCACAACUCGCGUCUUCACAAGAUAUUACGCUCAGCGACAUUUCAUUCACUGGAGGCGAUGAUUAUGGCUUUGGCUUCGACGAGGAUUGGGGAAUUAAUCCCACGGCCGAAACCGAACGCGCACGUUUAGCAGAGAAUGAUGUGGAUGGAUUAGACGUUGGCAGUGUUGAAAUGGGUCGUCGUGACAAUGAAGAAACCUUUGGCCGCGAAGCAUCGUUUACGGAAGACAACAUUAACGAGCCUCUCAGCAAAAUGAACCUUCAAGAUCAAGACCAAGAUCAAUAUCAAGACGAUUAUGUUGACUUUGAUGAUUUCGAUUUUGGGGAUGUUGAUAACAAUCAGUUUGCUACUGGUGGGGAUGCUACUACUACCGCAUUUGGGACUGCUGCACCUGGCGCCACUGCCGCAGACGAAGAGUUCAAUCGUGUAUUUGAUGAUUCACAAUCAUUGUCGGGUAAUUCACUCAUGCAAUCUGGUCUGGUGCUGGAUGACGAUGAUGAUCAGCUCAUGUUCGAGACACAACCGCUGGAUACGCCUGCUGAAUCUGUGGCUCAACAGCCACGCCGUCAACGUCGCCGUCGCUUGGUAGUCGAUCGCGUCACCGAAAUCCCACACGAUCAACUGCGUGCCAAUGUUACCGAUACAUCACACCUCAUCAACCGGGACGUCAACCUGUCACAAAGCAACCGUAAAACAGGUGUCAAGCGUGAUUGGAAGAAACCUGUUGCACUUUCAAACGAUACCAAGCUUGGUCAAUUGUACACUCAAUUGAAGCGCAAGCGAAACAAUGCGAAUGAUGACAACGCUUUGAAUGAACAAGAGCUUGAUAUGGCUGCAGCAGCACAAUCACCUUUGGCACAAGCACUAGAUGUACCCAGCGACCAGCCGCAACAACAACAGGAUCAUGACGAUGAUUAUAUGGAUUUCGAUGACUUUGACUUUGGAGAUACGCCAGCACCAGCAACAACUACCGAACAACAACCAGAAACUGUCGAUUACGAUAACGAUGCCUAUAACAAUCAAUACAAUAACAACACACAAAGCAGCCAGUCUACAUUCAGCCGAAGCACACACGAAACAUUGGAAGGAAUCCAGAACCGGAUAACCGUCGAAAAGAGCGUAGUCAGUUUUGGUGAAUUGGCACCAGCACACAGUGCGACCAAGUCCGAAGCUGCUCGACGAUUCUAUGAUGUGUUGCUGUUGACGACCAAGGAUAGGAUUAAAGUACAGCAAGCCCAAGCAUUUGGUGAAAUCCAAAUCCGUGCAUAA